CCCGGUCGCGCGGCGGCGGCGGCGCUGCUUCUGGCCCAGCCGGCGGCGGCCAUGGCGGCCGUGCUGUCCCCGCGCCUCUGCGACAGCGACCCCGCCACGCCCGGCGCGCAGUCCCUCAAGGAUGACACAGAAGAAAAUUCCAAUGAUGGCAGCCAACCAUCCAAAAGACGGCGUAUGGGCUCAGGGGACAGUUCUCGGAGCUGUGAAACUUCUAGUCAAGACCUUGGAUAUAGUUAUUUUCCUGCUGAAAAUUUGAUAGAAUACAAAUGGCCACCAGAUGAAACAGGAGAAUACUAUAUGCUACAGGAGCAAGUCAGUGAAUAUUUGGGUGUAACUUCCUUUAAAAGAAAAUAUCCAGAUUUAGAAAGGCGAGAUCUGUCUCACAAGGAGAAACUCUACCUCAGAGAACUAAAUGUUAUCACAGAGACUCAAUGCACACUAGGUCUAACAGCUUUGCGUAGCGAUGAAGUAAUUGAUCUUAUGAUUAAGGAAUACCCUGCCAAACAUGCUGAGUAUUCUGUUAUACUGCAAGAGAAAGAACGUCAGCGAAUAACAGAUCAUUAUAAAGAGUACUCUCAAAUGCAGCAGCAGAACACACAGAAAGUAGAAGCCAGUAAAGUUCCAGAAUACAUUAAAAAAGCUGCCAAGAAAGCUGCAGAAUUCAACAGCAAUUUAAACCGAGAGCGGAUGGAAGAAAGAAGAGCCUAUUUUGAUUUACAGACUCAUAUUAUCCAGGUGCCUCAAGGAAAAUACAAAAUCUUACCUACAGAGAGAACAAAGGUUAGUCCUUAUCCAGUGGCUCUCAUACCCGGCCAGUUCCAGGAGUACUACAAAAGAUACUCUCCAGAUGAACUUCGUUACUUGCCAUUAAACACAGCUCUAUAUGAACCUCCUUUGGAUCCAGAGCUGCCUGCAUUGGACAGUGAUGGAGAUUCAGAUGAUGCAGAGGAAGGGCGAGGUGAUGAAAAACGGAAAACCAAAGGCAAUUCGGACAAUUCGUCUGGCAAUGUAUCUGAAGGUGAUUGCGCCACAGACAACCAGGAGGAUUCUUUUCAGGGAAGACAAAAAACAAGAGACAAAAGUGCUACUCCAAGAAAAGAUGGUUCCAAACGUUCUGUAUUACCCAAAUCAGUUCCUGGGUACAAGCCAAAGGUCAUUCCAAAUGCUAUAUGUGGAAUUUGUCUGAAGGGUAAGGACUCCAACAAGAAAGGAAAAGCUGAAGCUCUUAUACACUGCUCCCAGUGUGACAACAGUGGCCACCCUUCUUGCCUUGAUAUGACCCCGGAGCUUGUUGCUAUGAUUAAGACUUAUCCUUGGCAAUGUAUGGAGUGUAAAACGUGCAUUAUAUGUGGGCAGCCUCACCAUGAAGAAGAAAUGAUGUUCUGUGACGUAUGUGACCGUGGUUAUCACACUUUUUGUGUGGGGCUUGAUGCUAUCCCUUCAGGUCGCUGGAUUUGUGAUUGUUGUCAGAAAGACCCUCCUGUACCCAGAAGAGGAGGAAGAAGGGGGAAAAACAGCAAAGAGGGUUAAAAAAACCCCAAAAACUUGCUCUCCAAAACUUAAAUGCACAAAUUAAAGUGAUACUUUGGUGCUAUUUAAUCAACCACUCUUAGAGGAACAAUACCACUUUUUUUUUCUUUUUACCAAAUAAACUUUUAAAUUUGUCUAUAUAA
This is a messenger RNA of Pipra filicauda (Wire-tailed manakin), 1673 nucleotides long. RefSeq names its product PHD finger protein 10 (gene PHF10). Lineage: Eukaryota; Metazoa; Chordata; Aves; Passeriformes; Pipridae. The transcript has 12 exons. Gene Ontology annotation, cellular component: npBAF complex. The coding region runs from base 52 to 1530 and encodes 492 amino acids. The record is from RefSeq and is a predicted model, not a curated record.